Molecule: messenger RNA, 2335 nt
Organism: Sphaerodactylus townsendi
Lineage: Eukaryota; Metazoa; Chordata; Lepidosauria; Squamata; Sphaerodactylidae
Gene: PSPC1
Product: paraspeckle component 1
Exons: 9
Coding region: 144-1742 (532 amino acids)
Biological process (GO): regulation of DNA-templated transcription
Cellular component (GO): nucleus
Molecular function (GO): RNA binding
Source: RefSeq, a predicted model, not a curated record
UGAGUCGUUGGUGGGUAGUGGUCUUGCCGCCAUUUUGAUUUUUUAACCCUCGGUGGUGGCCGAAAGAAGUGGCGGCUGGACCGAGCUGCGAGCUUUGAAUCCUCACCCUCAUUGAAUCAUUUCCCCUCCCCUAAACUGAGAAAAUGUCCGCCAACAGGAACCUGAAACAAGUGCGGAUCGAGAACAACUCCCCGGCGGCUGCCCCUCCGAUGAGCAUGGUGGGCGGCGGCAGUAUGAAGGGGCUGCGAGGUCUGGAGCAGAAGCAGCAGCCGCCACCGCCUGACAAUGAAGGGGCGGCGGCCGCCCUGGGGCUCCCGGAGGACGAGGAGGCGAGCAGCGGCGGCUUCACGGUCGACAUCAAGAGCUUCCUCAAGCCCGGCGAGAAGAGCUACACGCAGCGCUGCCGCCUCUUUGUGGGCAACCUGCCCACCGACAUCACCGAGGAGGACUUCAAGCGCCUUUUCGAGCGUUACGGCGAGCCCAGCGAGGUCUUCAUCAACCGGGACCGCGGCUUCGGCUUCAUCCGCCUGGAAUCACGGACACUGGCUGAAAUUGCCAAGGCGGAACUUGAUGGAACUAUUCUGAAGAGCAGACCACUGCGAAUUCGAUUUGCUACCCAUGGGGCUGCUUUAACAGUGAAGAAUCUUUCACCUGUUGUUUCCAAUGAGCUUCUGGAACAAGCUUUCUCUCAGUUUGGCCCUGUGGAAAGAGCUGUUGCUGUCGUAGAUGAUCGUGGCCGAGCAACUGGAAAAGGUUUUGUAGAAUUUGCUGCAAAACCUCCAGCUCGGAAGGCACUAGAAAGAUGCAAUGAUGGAGCGUUCCUGCUGACAACAACUCCUCGACCUGUUAUUGUAGAGCCUAUGGAACAAUUUGAUGAUGAAGAUGGACUCCCUGAGAAAUUAAUGCAAAAAACUCAACAGUAUCAUAAGGAAAGGGAGCAGCCACCGCGUUUUGCCCAACCUGGAACUUUUGAGUUUGAGUAUGCUUCUCGGUGGAAGGCCCUUGAUGAAAUGGAAAAGCAACAGCGGGAGCAAGUUGACAGAAACAUCAGAGAAGCAAAGGAAAAACUGGAGGCAGAGAUGGAAGCAGCUCGACAUGAGCAUCAAUUAAUGUUGAUGAGACAAGAUCUUAUGAGGCGUCAAGAAGAACUGAGACGUUUGGAAGAACUUCGAAAUCAGGAGCUACAGAAACGAAAGCAAAUACAAUUAAGACAUGAAGAAGAGCAUAGACGACGUGAAGAAGAGAUGCUGCGUCAAAGAGAACAGGAAGAACUCAGGAGACAGCAAGAGGGAGGAUUUAAGCCAAAUUUCAUUGACAAUAGAGAACAGGAAAUGAGAAUGGGUGAUAUGGGUCCUCGUGGAGCAAUAAACAUGGGAGAUGCCUUUAGCCCAGCACCUGCUGGAAACCAAGGUCCUCCUCCUCCUCCUCCAAUGAUGGGUAUGAAUAUGAACAACAGAGGAACAAUGCCUGGCCCUGCAAUGGGUCCUGGUCCUUCCUUGGGGCCAGAAGGAGCUGCAAACAUUGGGACACCAAUGAUGCCAGAUAAUGGAGCUGUGCACACUGAGAGAUUCCCUCCAGGAGGCCCUCCACAAAUGGGUUCAGCUAUGGUUAGUAGAACAGGCUCUGAAACUCCUCAACCAUCUAUGGGUGGUGUAGGUGGUGUCAAUAGCGGACCUGGUGGCUUUGGUAGAGGAAACCCAGGGGGCAACUUUGAAGGACCUAACAAGCGUCGCAGAUACUGAAAUUUUCAUUCCUUAAGAGAAAAAAAAUCACUGACUAUCUGGUGUGUAUGCCUUUAUCAUUUUAGCUAUUACUUUAAACGGUUUUAUUGUCUCUGUAGUCAUUAAAAUAUUUUUUUGUUUUGUAAGACUUAGACUUUUUUUGUAUAUGGUCAGAGGCUUUAGUGUAGAACAGAAAUGAUGUGCUUCACUUUGUACGUCAGAUGUUUGUGACCAGUAGAAUUUAGUGUGACCAUGCUGUGAUAUUUGUGCAGUUCCAUGCUUACAAUAAAAUAUAAAACAAAUCAGUUGAGACACUUUUGAAUCAUUGUUAUGAAUAUUGUCCUUAAUUUUAAUUGUAAGCAUACUUUUUCCUUCUUUUAUAAUGCCUACUUUCUCAAAAUAAAAUGUUUUAUCCAUUGUAUACAUGUGAUGAUGCAGUUUGUGAUAUGCAGUAGAACAAAUGUUCAGGCUAUUGCAUCUGUAGAACAUCUGCAGCCAUUUUAGAUGAGUAAAAAAAUAUUCCCACCAAUGUGUACAAAUAUAGUUGCAAUUGGAUUGUCAUCAGAAUGUAUUCUCUGUUUAACUUUUAAAUAAACACUUUGAGUUGAAACUUC